This is a messenger RNA of Drepanopeziza brunnea f. sp. 'multigermtubi' MB_m1, 1320 nucleotides long. RefSeq lists its product as uncharacterized. The record is from RefSeq and is a predicted model, not a curated record. Lineage: Eukaryota; Fungi; Ascomycota; Leotiomycetes; Helotiales; Drepanopezizaceae. Gene Ontology annotation, cellular component: proteasome regulatory particle, base subcomplex. Gene Ontology annotation, biological process: proteasome-mediated ubiquitin-dependent protein catabolic process. Gene Ontology annotation, molecular function: proteasome-activating activity; ATP hydrolysis activity; ATP binding.
AUGCCUUCAGCUACGGGUGCAAACUGGGAGAAGCACACCAAAGAGUUCGCAGAUGACGAGGUCGAGGAGAAGAAGAUCGUACCUCUCACCGAUGAGGAUAUCCAAGUUCUGAAGACGUACGGUGCGGCACCAUACGGAGCAGCGCUGAAGAAGCUUGAACAGCAGAUCAAAGAGAGGCAAGCAAGCGUGAACGAGAAGAUUGGAGUGAAGGAAUCAGAUACUGGAUUGGCCCCGCCCCAUCUUUGGGACGUUGCCGCAGACAGACAACGAAUGUCCGAGGAGCAGCCUCUACAAGUUGCGAGAUGUACGAAGAUAAUCCAGGAUGACAAGGAAGCCGAGAAGAGCAAAUAUGUUAUCAACGUCAAGCAAAUAGCCAAGUUCGUGGUCAAUCUCGGGGACCGAGUCAGUCCGACGGAUAUUGAAGAGGGAAUGAGAGUUGGUGUCGAUCGAAACAAGUACCAGAUUCUACUACCCCUUCCACCGAAGAUCGAUGCCAGUGUUACGAUGAUGACUGUUGAGGAUAAGCCGGAUGUUACAUAUGGAGACGUGGGAGGAUGCAAGGAACAGGUCGAGAAGCUCCGCGAAGUCGUAGAGAUGCCGCUUCUGUCGCCAGAGCGAUUCGUCAACCUAGGUAUCGAUCCCCCGAAGGGUGCGCUUCUCUACGGGCCUCCAGGAACCGGAAAGACACUUUGCGCCAGAGCCGUUGCCAACAGAACCGAUGCUACCUUUAUCCGGGUUAUUGGAAGUGAGCUAGUUCAAAAGUACGUUGGAGAGGGAGCAAGAAUGGUCAGAGAGCUUUUCGAGAUGGCCCGGACCAAGAAGGCUUGCAUCAUCUUCUUCGACGAAAUUGAUGCCAUUGGAGGUGCCCGUUUCGAUGAUGGAGCUGGUGGAGAUAACGAGGUCCAGAGAACCAUGCUGGAGUUGAUUACACAGCUGGAUGGUUUCGAUGCGCGAGGAAAUAUCAAGGUCAUGUUUGCUACCAACAGACCCGCGACCUUGGACCCUGCUCUCAUGAGGCCCGGACGUAUCGACCGAAAAAUCGAGUUCUCUCUUCCAGAUCUCGAGGGGCGUGCCAAUAUCCUGCGAAUUCACGCCAAGAGCAUGUCCGUGGAGCGUGACAUUAGAUGGGAACUAAUAUCUCGUCUCUGCCCCAACUCAACUGGUGCUGAGCUUAGGAGUGUUUGUACAGAGGCUGGCAUGUAUGCCAUCCGUGCCAGAAGGAAGGUCGCGACUGAGAAGGAUUUCUUGAGUGCAGUGGAGAAGGUCAUCAAGGGGAACAUGAAGUUUAGCUCCACCGCUACUUACAUGCAAUACAACUAA